Messenger RNA from Linum trigynum, 1701 nucleotides. NCBI's taxonomy places the organism in Eukaryota, Viridiplantae, Streptophyta, Magnoliopsida, Malpighiales, Linaceae. The record is from the annotation of a GenBank genome assembly.
AUGGAUUUCAUGAAAGUAAUCGAUCAGACUGUCCGCGAAAUAAAGCGAGAAGUGAAUCUCAAGGUUUUGAAGGUUCCUGAAAUUGAACAGAAGGUACUGGAUGCCACGAACGAUGAACCAUGGGGUCCUCAUGGAACUGCGUUGCAAGAGAUUUCUAUGGCUACCAGGAAAUUCACUGAAUGCCAGAUGAUUAUGAAUGUGCUGUGGACACGAUUGGGGGAGACGGGCAAGGACUGGCGUCUUGUCUACAAGGCAUUGUCUGUCAUAGAGUAUUUGGUGGCACAUGGUUCAGAGCGCGCCGUGGAUGAUAUUAUAGAGCACACUUUUCAGAUCUCUUCGCUUACAAGUUUUGAAUAUGUUGAGCCAAGUGGGAAGGACUCGGGGAUCAAUGUGAGGAAGAAGGCAGAAACUAUCAUUGGCCUUCUGAAUAACCAGGAGAAGAUACAGGAAGCAAGGAAUAAAGCUGCUGCCAAUCGUGACAAGUAUAUUGGUCUUUCAUCUUCUGGAAUCACCUCCAAGGCAAGUUCAGCCUCAUUUGGUAGUAGCAGCUAUAGGAGUAGUGAUCGAUAUGGGGGCUUCAGUGGCGGAAGAGAUACUGAUGGUUUCAAAGAUAGCUACAAAAAGACCGAUAAGGAUGCAUAUGUAAAAUCACGACGUGAUGUUGGUGAUAAUAAUGGAAGCAACAUAAACAAGGGCUCUGCUGGCUUACGCAGCAAGGGUCAGCUUAAGUUUUCGCCUGAUGAAUCGAAAACUUCAGCAAACUUGAGAGAGACUAGUAAACCAAAUUCAAUUGCUAUCGAUGAUGACUUGGAUGAUGAUUUUGAUCCUCGGGGAAAUUCGAGAAGUAAGUCGACCGCCGAAACCUCUAGCCAGGUCGAUCUGUUUGGACAGAGUUUGGUCGGGGAUCUCUUGGAUGCACCUACAUCCGUUCCUGCAGAAACCUCUAUUAAGAAUGGCAGCUCUGCAGAUGUUGAUCUGUUUGCUGAUGCAGAUUUUGUAUCAGCAGAACCUCAGGUCGACAAGGUACCAAGUUCUCAAGCACAGGUUGAUCUGUUUGCUUCUCAACCUACCAUACCCGCUCCUGCUUCCAUUGCUCCAUCAACCAUUGACUUUUUUUCUGCCGGCGAACCACCAGCUGUGCCGGAGUCCAAAAAGCCUGUGGAAUUCGGUUCUGCAACUACCAGUGUUGUAGACCCAUUUGCUGCACUCCCAAUAAACAGUUUCGAUGGAUCUGAUCUGUUUGGCGAUUUCAGUUCUAGUACCACUUCAGGUACUGCGGAACCUACUAAGAAUCCACCUGCAAGUGAUGCUGGCACAAUUGAGAAUCCAACACAGCUUCCAGAAAAAAAGCAGAAUUUUCAGGUGAAAUCUGGGAUCUGGGCUGAUUCAUUAAGCCGUGGGAUAAUCGAUCUCAACAUAUCUGCACCCAAGAAAGUAUCCCUGGUUGAUGUUGGAGUGAUGGGCGAUCUCGGUGGAGGACAAGAAGAAAAGGAGAAGUCGGCAGCAGCUCCCCCAGCAUUUUACAUGGGGAGAGCAAUGGGAUCAGGAUCUGGUCUCGGCAUGUCAGGUUUCACGACCGGACCUUCGUCUGGGUUUGCAUUUUCACAGCCACAGUCAACCCCUGAUGCUGGAACUGGAGCAGACCAAUUCUUCUCGAGCCUUGGCAGCAGUCAACAAUACCAGUUUGGCGCUUUCAAGUAA